GUUGUUGUUUCGCGCUGUGUUCCCGCCUUAUUUGAAUCUAUUUUGAUAAAACUACGAAUAUCGCAUCCAUUUUCAUAUAAAUUGUACCGGUGAUGGUUGAAAAUCCAAGCGUGAUGGAUGAUCAAAACGGAUCUGCAAUAACUGAGGAUGAAGCUGCGUUGUAUGACAGGCAAAUACGGCUUUGGGGCCUAGAUGCUCAAAAACGGUUGGUACUCUAAACAGCUGUUCUCUAUUUUCUCUUUGAGUCGAACCAUCGUUGUAGAAAUUAAAAUGACUGUUUUUGGAUCUGCUCGAGUUCGAAUUCGUAGGAGAAAUCUGAUGAGACAGAUUAAGCAUCAAGCAAACCCUCUUUUGUACUAUGUUAUCUUUUGUUGUGAUUUUUCCGCUUCAGGCUGAGAGCUUCACGUGUUUUGCUGGUUGGCGUACGAGGUAUUGGAGCCGAGAUAUGUAAAAAUCUUGUGCUAUCAGGUGUGAAGUCCUUUACAAUAGUAGAUCCCAAUCCUGUAAAUGAACAAGAUUUUUUGUCACAGUUUCUGGUGCAGCGACAAGAUUUGGGAAAGAACGUGAGUCUCAAGUCUAUGUACAUUUAAGUUUACAAGAUAAGGGGUAACGGCUUUUCCCCACAAAGGUAACCUGUUUUAAAAUGAUAAUUGAUCCUGUAGUCUGAAUGUCGUCGACAGUGUCAGGCUACUUACCUAGGUGAUCCGACUGGGUAAGGGUGGGGAAUGGUUACCCUUGACUGAGAGCAAUUUACCGUUAUGUAUCUAACGAUGAAUGAAAGAUGUUGUAUCUACACCAGUCAGUAUCUAAGAGCAUUAUAGCCCUUUCAUGAAAUCAGCCUGCAUUUGGAAAAAGGUUCCAGCCAAUUAAGUUCUGGAUUCAUAACAUCAAGUCUGGCACCCAAUUGAAGCCAAAGAACUGGACUGUGAGAGACUGGAUUUCACAUAGUUACAUUUCUUAAACGCAUUGUAGGCAAGGUUGGCAUUUGACAAUUUGGCAUUGAUCUUUCAUUAGACAUCACUAAACAUGUUUGUGGAUUUGCAUCAUUACCUAAGCUACAUGUAUCUUAACCCUUUAAUCUUAAGAGUGACUGGUAUCUAAUUUCUCCCCCACUGUGUCACUAUUGAAUUAAAAAGACUUGGGUCAUGAGGAUGAAAUGAAUAAUCGCCAACUUAAGAAGUUCUUGAUUUUCAAAAAAAAAUUAUCGUGGUCACCAUUGUAGGAAAUUUAAAGAGAACAAUAUAGGGAAGAUGGAGAAGGUGAUAACUGAUGUAAGAGCACAAAGGUUAAACUCUUCAUAUCUUAAACCAAUUUUAGUGAAUACCAGUGGUUUACGAUAUUGCAAUUCCUCCCUUGAUUUUACUGUAGCGUGCAGAGUCUUCUCUACAAUGGGCUCAGCAACUCAACCCUAUGGUACAAGUUACAGCAGACAGUGAGGAUAUUUCCAAGAAAAGUGAUGAUUUUUUUAAAAAUUUCGAUUUGGUGGUAGCCACAGACUGUUCUGCAGAUCAGCUGGUAAGUAAUUCUGCAUAGAAAACUCCUUUCUUAGUUUUACUAGUAAACAAUAUAAUAUCACAAUGCUGAAAUCUGAUUGGCUACGUUGCUUGCUAUUUGUUACAUGAUGGCUAGUUAGUAAAAGGAGUCGCAUUGCAGUGUAACAUUUUAUACAGAAUGAAAAAAUAAAUGAUGAUGAUGUCUUCUUGGUUUUGGUAUGACUGGCAUAUUUAUUACAAAGCAAUUUGUUUAGUUGCACUUGAUUGCUAAGGGAGUGAGUUGAUUUUGGCUUUCCCCUUUUAAACUACCGGAUAUUAAUAUAAUAAGUUGAAUUACAAAUUUAACUCUUUAAGUCCCACGAGUGACCAAGACAGAAUUUCUCCUUACACUAUCAGUACAAUAUCAAACAGAUAAGUAAUGAGAAUGAAGAAAAAUAUAAAUUAGGGGAUUAUUAGUUCAUCCAAUUCCAAAUUCUCCAAACUAACAUUAUAUGAAUCGUAUAGCAGACAGUAAGGAGAAGUACUUAUGAGAUCUUGGGAGUUAGAGGGUUAAGCAUUUUGAUUCAUUCUUACCUAUGAUCGAUUGAAGGAAAGAUGCUUAGAUGUCAUUACCAUUAAAAGCAUUUUGCUUCUUUAUUAUAUAAUUGAGAGACACUUAAAUAUCAUUACCAUCAACAACAUUUUUCCUCUUUAUCAUAUAAACAAACAGAUUCUCUGUGGUGGUUGGUCUGUUCAAUAAUAGACCACAGAAGAUGUCAAAAUGUGAUAAGAAUAUCAGUGACAUACUCGGCUGUGCCCCAACUGUCACCUUUUUGUUCUUGCCUCAUUUUGAUGUCAGCUAUGAUCUCCUAUUGAACAGAUGUGUGGGAACAUGGAAUCUGUGAACAUAAUUUAUCAGCUUAUAGCCUUAUAGAUACUGAAGGCUAGUGACUGACAACUGCCAGGUUUAUGCAGUGAUGUGUGAGAGUUGAAUGUAUUUCCAAAAAAAAGUGUAUGUGGGUUUUUGGUCCAGUUUUGUGUGCAGUUACAGUGUAGCCAAGAUGUUAACCUCCUACUUGAUGGAAUUCCUAAUAAUGCUACUCUUAUUACUAAUAAUUUAAUUUUGACAUAUAAAUUUUCUUUAUUUAACCCUUUAAGUCCCAUCAGUGACCAAGAAAGAAUUUCUCCUCACACUAUCGGCACAAUAUCAAGCAAUCAAUUAGGGGAUUAUUUGUUCCAAAUUCUCCAAACUAACAUCAUAUGAGUUGUAUAGGAGACAGUAAGGAGAAUUACUAAUGGGAUCUUGGGAGCUAAAGGGUUAAAAUGAAUUCUCUUUGUUUCCUAGAUUCAUAUGAAUGAUGUUUGUCAUGCUAAUGGUGUAAAGUUCUUUGCUGCUGAUGUGUUUGGCUUUUAUGGAUAUAUGUUUGCAGACCUUGGGGAACACAAAUAUGUAGAGUACGUCAAUAAAAGUUUGUUGUGAUAGUCUCAACAAAACAUAAAAAUUAGCAGCAAUUUGGUAAAUUCCAGUCAUUAUGACAGGGCUCCAAGCUGCAAUCAUUUUUGUCACCAUGGCAAGUAGAAAAAAAAAAUUUAGGCAACUAAAUUCUCGAUAGGAGUUGCUUAGGGUUGUAAAGGCAGAAAUCUAGUUCUGGAGAUAAAGACUUGCAUAUAGACUUGAAGAGAUACAGAAUUGAGAUGUAUUGAUCUUCUCAAGUUUGAAGCCUGUUUUUGGUUAGUCCACUCAGCAGUUACAAUUCAGAUAAAUUAGUUGUAUAUUGCAAUAUUUGUAAGUAUGUUGUCUUUAGCAUGACAGUCUCUUUUCAAUGAACUCAUGUUAUUCAGAGAAAAACCUAAAGUUGUUACAGCAUCAGAAAGGAAAAACUCAAGUUCUGAUGGUGAACCAGUAGCAAAACGUAGAAAAGUUGAUGCCAGUGAAACCGUCAUAGUUCAAAAGGUAAUGAGUGUCUCGUCCAAAAGUUGACUGUUACUGAAGAAAAAAUAAUCAAAAUUUCAUUGGGCAUCAAUCUGUGGGACAUUUAAAAAACUUGCCUCCAGAUAACAAGUGAGGAGGAUCAUGAAUCAUUAAUAUCAAGAGAACAUUGAAGCUGUUUAAAUAGCUAUAUUUCCUUUUCAUCUGCUAAAAAUAAUGAUUAAAGAAAUUUUGACUCAUUUUUCCAUUGGGACUUUCAAAAUUACAGUCAACUUGAAGAGGACUGUAAAAUAUGCAUUUAGUAGGAUAGAAAAACUCAAAAGGUGCAUUAUUGACCCUUAAACUCUUAGAAGUGAUUAUCAUGUAACUUCUCCCCAUAAUAUGCAAGAUUAUCCAGCAAACAGGUAGUGAGAAGACUGAAAGUUAUCAGGUUAAGGUUUUUAUCUUGAUGUCCAGCAGAUAGGGAGGGGGGUUAACAAUCAGAUCUUGGAAGUUGAAGGGUGAAGCAAAGAAGAAUUAACCCUUUAACUCCCAUGAGUGAUCAAGACAGAAUUUCUCCUUAAAAUAUCAAUACAACAUUGAGCAGGCAAGUGAUGAGAAUAAAGAAAAAUAUCAGUAAGGGGAUUAUAAGUCGAUCCAAUACCAAAUUCUCCAAACUAACAAUCACAAGAACUGUAUGCCAAACAGUAAGGAGAAUUACUAAUGAGAUCUUGGGAGUGAAAGGGUUAAGGAGUGCUAGUGACAGAAAAUAUUAAAACAGAUUGAUAAUGCAAUAAAAGCAGCAAUAAUUUUGAUAUCUUUUAUUGAAAGAGAGUAAACUAUUUAAUUUGAUCAUUUCAGUGAAUGACCUUCAAUACUGAAUAUUUUGUCCUUUGAUAAAUUUUUUUUAACCUCUCAACUCCCAUGAGUGACCAAGACAGAAUUUCUCCUCACAAUAUGAAAUACAAUAUCAACCAGAUAACUGAUGAGAAUAGGGAAAAAUAUCAAUUUGAGAAUAAUUAGUUGAUCCAGUACUAAAUUCUCUGAACUAGCAUUGUAAGAAUUGUAUGGUUGACUGUAAGGAGAAUUACAUAUUGGAUCUGGGAGUUAAAGGGUUAUUAAAAUUAAUAUUAUGAGUAUUUCAUUCUGUAUAAUGUGAUGGAUACUAAUGGUAGGUUGUUUAGUUUGCAGAAUUCUAUCGAUUGAAAGCUGCAUUAUCAUGCAAACUAGAUGAAAGACCUGAAAAGAUUUUGAAAAGAUUACCUUCUGUAUAUUUUAUGAUAAAAGGUAUGUGAAAGUUUAUCAAAGCUUCUCAUAAAUUUAGUUUUAUUUUGUUAUGGUAUUAAAAAAGUAAUUUCGCUUACUCUUUGGGCUUAAUUGUAAGCAUCUCUGAAAAAAAUUUAAAAACUUUGCUCUCCUUUUUCACAUGUACUGUUCCUUUAUUUAACCUUGAUUUUACAGUACUGCUAAGAUUUCGCAGCCAGUAUGGCCAACUGCCACAGACUUCCACAAGCUCUGAGGACAAGGAGAAAUUGUUGAUAUUACGAGAUGAAAUAAUGAAAGAACUGAACCUUGAUGUGACACUUCUUCCUGAGGAAUUUGCUUCGUAAGUGUGUUCACUGUUAGCUUUUUGUGUCUAUGAUGUUUAAUGAACAAUAAUUUUCUAUCAACUUGAGACUGUAAAAAGUUCCAGAAAUUUUUAGUUAUUUGCUGAUAACAAUGUUUUUAUAAUACUUUCCAACUGACAGCUACUGUACUGCAGAAGUGAGUCCUGUGUGUGCCAUUGUUGGUGGCAUUGUGGGGCAGGAGGUUGUAAAGGUAAAUUUAUAACAGUUUCAGUACACCAUUUUUUUGAGAGGCAUGUGGACAUGAUGAUGUUUUAGUUAAUAAUGGAGGCCUAAAAUAAUUUGAUAGAAAGAGAACUUGUUGCAGAUAUGUCCAAUGCUGUAACAUGUUGGGCUGAAAACAAAAAUUUCAUAGAAAAAAGGGGGUUCUCUCCUUUUUGACAAUGCUCUUGCAAACCUUACUCUGGACAACAACAGGCAGAAAUCAUGUACAUCAAGGAUUCAAAAUGUAAUACCAGGGAAUUACUUCAAAAGAUAUUAAUGUUUGUACAAUUGUUUGUUAGGGCCAAACAUGACAAUGAUUUAACAUCUUUCAUGUCAAAUAUUUCGCUUGCAGUAGUGCAUAUCUGUGAGUCAGAUCUGUUUUAUUGAUGUCUUUGAGUAAGGAAUGAGUACUCAUUGGUUAUUGGCAAAGAUCUCAUCUUGAAAUUUUUAGCAUCUAAUCCCAUUUCUCUGGUUAUUAUUUAUCUUCAUUCUCCUGUAGGCUGUUUCAGGAAGAGAUGCCCCACUGAAUAACUUCUUCUUCUACAAUGGUGUCGAGGGUCAUGGAUCUGUGGAAUGCUUUAAAUGAUGUUCAAACAAUCUUACAUUUUUCCUAUAACUUUAACUGAAAACAGGGAAGUCCUAUCACAGGACACUUUGUUUAAAAGGACAUGAAUCACUGGCCAUCUUUGAACCUCGUUGUGUGGUGGGCCACAGGAUUCCCACUGAAGAGACAAAUUACUUUGAGAUGUGCAAGUCACAUUUGUUGUUGUUGUUG
Molecule: messenger RNA, 5985 nt
Organism: Pocillopora meandrina
Lineage: Eukaryota; Metazoa; Cnidaria; Anthozoa; Scleractinia; Pocilloporidae
Source: the annotation of a GenBank genome assembly